Manacus vitellinus (golden-collared manakin) is the source of this 3499-nucleotide messenger RNA. It is a transcript of the gene KCNS1, whose product is annotated as potassium voltage-gated channel modifier subfamily S member 1. Gene Ontology annotation, molecular function: delayed rectifier potassium channel activity; protein binding. The transcript has 3 exons. Gene Ontology annotation, biological process: potassium ion transmembrane transport; protein homooligomerization; regulation of delayed rectifier potassium channel activity. Lineage: Eukaryota; Metazoa; Chordata; Aves; Passeriformes; Pipridae. The record is from RefSeq and is a predicted model, not a curated record. Gene Ontology annotation, cellular component: membrane; voltage-gated potassium channel complex. Bases 535 to 1959 code for a protein of 474 amino acids.
UCAAAACUUUGGGUUUUUAUUUCCCCGCUGACAUACAGAUUCAGUCAUCGAUGAUUCUGAAUAAUGCUUUUGUUAUGUUUCAACAUUAUAGAAAUAAUAUUAGUAUUUUACAUGACAGAACACACAGGAGGAAACAAAACAGGCGGUUAAAUUGUUUUGACACUUCUUCCUCUGAAAUCCUCCCUAAAACUGACACCUUCUCUGACAAUACUUUGAUUUUGGCAAAACUGCCUGUGCUGCUGGGAGAAUUGCACCAUCUGAGGACUUUUUGACCGGGUCUAAUUAGCAGCGUAGGUAGUGGGGCUACAAAGCACUUUGGCAGAAUCACAGCAGCGGUGAUUUGAUGAGAUCUAAUUUUUCCUCAGGGAUGCUCUUUGGGGGAUAAAUCCUCUCUUCAGUGACUAAUUACCUGUUUGAACAAGGAGAGCCCCAUGGAGGAGGUGCUGGAGGUGCAGUAAACUGCCUUCUUUAGGCAUUAACGACCUGCAAAGGGAGAAACUUUCAGAGGUGGAACCAGCUCCUGCUCUGCUGAUCAUGGUCAACAAGACCUUAAAUUACUGGGGUCCCAGUUUUGAGGAGGACGUUAUCAACAUCAACGUGGGGGGUCUGAGGAGGCGGCUCAGCUCCAGCGCCCUCUCCAAGUUCCCCGACACGCGCCUGGGGCGCCUGCUGUCCUGCGACUCGGAGGAGUCCAUCCUGCAGCUCUGCGAUGACUACGACGUGAGCGCCAGGGAGUUCUACUUCGACAGAAACCCCGGCUUCUUCCUCUACGUCCUCCACUUCUACCAGACGGGGAAGCUGCACGUCAUGGAGGAGCUGUGCGUCUUCUCCUUCUGCCAGGAGAUCGAGUACUGGGGCAUCAACGAGUUCUUCCUGGACUCCUGCUGCAGCUACCGCUACCACGAGCGCAAGCUGGAGAGCCGGCACCACAACUGGGAUGAGGAGAGCGAGGUCAGCAGCGUGGACACGUCCCCCGAUGAGAUCUCUGACAUCAACCACGACCUGCUGCGGUACAGCACCCUGCGCUGCGGCAACGCGCGCAAGCGGCUCUGGCUCACCAUGGAGAACCCCGGCUACUCCAUCCCCAGCAAACUCUUCAGCUUCGUGUCCAUAAGCGUGGUGCUGGUUUCCAUAGCCACCAUGUGCAUCCACAGCAUGCCCGAGUACCAGGAGGUGGACGAGAACGGCAAUGUGCUCGAUGAGCCCAUUCUGCACAAGCUGGAGUAUUUCUGCAUCUCCUGGUUCACCUUCGAAGUGUCUUCCCGCCUCCUGCUCUCCCCCAACCCCAGGAAGUUCUUCAAGCACCCGCUGAACCUGAUUGACAUUGUCUCGGUGCUGCCCUUCUACUUCACCCUCCUGGUGGACGUGACCAUGGGCAGUGACUCAGAGCUGGGCAAUCUGGGCAAGGUCGUGCAGGUCUUCCGUCUCAUGAGGAUAUUCCGAGUGCUGAAGCUGGCUCGGCACUCCACUGGACUGAGGUCACUGGGGGCCACCUUGAAGCACAGCUACCGGGAGGUGGGGAUCCUGCUGCUCUACCUGGCCGUGGGGGUCUCUGUCUUCUCUGGAGUGGCCUACACUGCCGAGAAGGAGGAAGACGUUGGCUUCGACACCAUCCCAGCGUGCUGGUGGUGGGGCACGGUCAGCAUGACCACCGUGGGCUACGGCGACGUGGUGCCCGUCACGGUGGCGGGGAAGCUGGCUGCCUCGGGCUGCAUCCUGGGGGGCAUCCUGGUCGUGGCACUGCCCAUCACCAUCAUCUUCAACAAGUUCUCUCACUUCUACCGCAAGCAGAAGGCGCUGGAGGCGGCCGUGAGGAACAGCGGGAAGAAGGACCACGAGGAGGUGGAGAGCGUCUCCAGCCGCGACCGAGAGGACUCGGAGGCCCUGAGCGAGACCUCCCUGGACAGAGGCAGCCCCGACCGCCGUGGUCUGACCCCCGGUGCCCACCCCAGCCCCUGAGCCACGCUCCGUGGCGCUGGGGCCCGCAGGACCUGCUUGCUCACGGCGAGCACAGCACGGCUGCUGCACUGGGACACGGCAGAGGAUCCGGGCUCUCCCUGUCCUGCACCACAGCUGGCAUUGCCCCGGCCCUGCCAAGGACAGCAGGGGUUGGAGGAGAUGCCCAGUGGGUGCUGGCUGCUUCCAGCCCCCGGGAUGCGGUGACUGGGUCUGCCUGGAUGUGUUUUAGCCUUCACCCUGCUCCCCCUGGCUGCAAAUGGAGGCUGUGGUGCUGGACAUACUCCCACCAAAAGGGGAGGGAGAAAAAAGAAAUACAGGUGAGCCCUUACCAGGCACUGCCCCAGCUGGGUAGAGGGGGAUUUCCCUCUGCCAGAAGGUUGUGUGUUGUCCAGGGUGAGGCUAAACAGCUCAAGGGUGAGGCAGACCCUGACCAAGUUGGCUGCCCUUGCAGGUCCUCUGCCAGGUCAGCAUCAACUCCAGCCCCAGCCUUGUCCUACCCCCUGCUGGAAACAGCCUCAAAAGGCUCAACUGGUCCCCCAGCCAUAAAGGAAAGGGGGCUAGAAGUGAGUCUGUAUAAGGGGAGAGGUGGUGUCAGCUCAGGGUGAAUCCCACUGUCCUCAGUCCCUGCAGUGGGGUUGACUGGACUUCACCUUCCUUCCAGCUGGGGUUUAUCUGCUCGCCUGCACUGCCACUGCUGGGAUCCCCGGGGAUCUGGGGCUGGGGCAUGGCACAGCCAGGAGCACUGCCCAUGCAGGGGGGCACCAGCCAGGGAUGACCAGGCCAAAGGGACGUUGUCCUCUGAGGCAGGAGCAGAGGAAGGGGAUCAAGCUGGGGGAACUGAGGAGCCAUCCCCAGUGGGGCUCUCCCCACAAGCCCUUCCCUCCACGGCGCUCCUAUGCCAUGGGAGCCCAGGGCCUGCAGCAGGCCAUGGUGGGGUAGGAGACACAACCAAAGCCAGCUGGGUUUGGCACACAGCCUGUUCCCCCUCACCACAGCCCCAGCCUGGCUUCGUUCUGCCUCUUCCCUCCUUGCCUCAGGGCCAGGCAGGGGCAGGAGGGCUGUAAGGAGUGGGGGGUCAUACUGCCCUGAGUGUCCUCGCUGUUCCCCAGGGAGCUCAGCUCCCCGGGGGAUGAUGCACUCACCUUCCCUCUGCCCGGAGGGGGCACCCCCAUGUCCGUGGGACAGAGGAGACCUUGCACUGCUCCUCAGUGACCAAGCACCUCACAGCCGGGCAGGGAGGUCCGCCUGGAGCACCAGACUGCCCUCCUGCCUGGACCCCCAGCCCACCUGAGCACAUUCAGGGCUGCUCCCAGCACAGCAUUAAUUCCCUAUGGAGUCUUUCCUUGCCCCCAUGGUUCUCUGUUUGGAAACUGUGCAGCUCCGUUGUGCACAGGGGAACACACCCAGCAACGCCUGUUCUGAGCAGGGGAAAUGUGCAUCCUGCAAUCCCCAAAUCAGCUCAAAACCACGUUGGUGGCUGCAGGAUGACCCCAGGUACCUGGAUCACGGGGUUUGCUGCUGGCUGUCCUGGCUGGGUGUC